Molecule: messenger RNA, 3110 nt
Organism: Piliocolobus tephrosceles (Ugandan red Colobus)
Lineage: Eukaryota; Metazoa; Chordata; Mammalia; Primates; Cercopithecidae
Gene: ELOVL5
Product: ELOVL fatty acid elongase 5
Exons: 8
Coding region: 475-1374 (299 amino acids)
Biological process (GO): fatty acid elongation, saturated fatty acid; fatty acid elongation, polyunsaturated fatty acid; very long-chain fatty acid biosynthetic process
Cellular component (GO): endoplasmic reticulum; endoplasmic reticulum membrane
Molecular function (GO): fatty acid elongase activity
Source: RefSeq, a predicted model, not a curated record
AGUAAAAAAACCAGAGUUCAGGGCAUCGAGAACUUCACUGGGGCUAUUGCGCAGGCUCUGCGUUCCACGCAGGCUUAUUAGGAAGAAAGGAGAAAAAAAUUUCCCAGAGACACGUGAAACCGAGGAGGCCAACCCCGGCCUAGGCUCUGCACCGCAUCGGAUUCUGGAAUUUACAAUCACGAAAGUUCUAUUGUCCCGCGAUUGGCUCCGGGGCCGCAUGACAUCAUAGCGCUUGAUUCAUCCCUCGGGUCCCGAUUGGCUGGCCGCGCCAUUGUGACGUCACGGUCAGCCCACGUUCUGAUUGUAGACAGCCGGCGCCUUCCUCUUCCCAUCGCGGCGGGUCCUAGCCACCGGUGCUUCUUUCUACAUCCUCCCCUGCUCCGACUACCACCAGCGCUCCCGCCGCCGCCGCCGCUGCCGUCGCCUUGCUGUUGCUCAAAGCUGCUGCCGCCCUUCGGGCUAAAAGGUUUUAAAAUGGAACAUUUUGAUGCAUCACUUAGUACCUAUUUCAAGGCAUUGCUUGGCCCCCGAGAUACUAGAGUAAAAGGAUGGUUUCUUCUGGACAAUUAUAUACCCACAUUUAUCUGCUCUGUCAUAUAUUUACUAAUUAUAUGGCUGGGACCAAAAUACAUGAGGAAUAAACAGCCAUUCUCUUGCCGGGGGAUUUUAGUGGUGUAUAACCUUGGACUCACACUGCUGUCUCUGUAUAUGUUCUGUGAGUUAGUAACAGGAGUAUGGGAAGGCAAAUACAACUUCUUCUGUCAGGGCACACGUACCGCAGGAGAAUCAGAUAUGAAGAUUAUCCGUGUCCUCUGGUGGUACUACUUCUCCAAACUCAUAGAAUUUAUGGACACCUUCUUCUUCAUCCUGCGCAAGAACAACCACCAGAUCACGGUCCUGCACGUCUACCACCAUGCCUCGAUGCUGAACAUCUGGUGGUUUGCGAUGAACUGGGUCCCCUGCGGCCACUCUUAUUUUGGUGCCACACUUAAUAGCUUCAUCCACGUGCUCAUGUACUCUUACUAUGGUUUGUCGUCGGUCCCUUCCAUGCGUCCAUACCUCUGGUGGAAGAAGUACAUCACUCAGGGGCAGCUGCUUCAGUUUGUGCUGACAAUCAUCCAGACCAGCUGCGGGGUCAUCUGGCCGUGCACAUUCCCUCUUGGUUGGUUGUAUUUCCAGAUUGGAUACAUGAUUUCCCUGAUUGCUCUCUUCACAAAUUUCUACAUUCAGACCUACAACAAGAAGGGGGCCUCCCGAAGGAAAGACCACCUGAAGGACCACCAGAAUGGGUCCGUGGCUGCUGUGAACGGACACACCAACAGCUUUUCACCCCUGGAAAACAAUGUGAAGCCAAGGAAACUGCGGAAGGAUUGAAGUCAAAGAAUUGAAACCCUCCAAACCACGUCAUCUGAUUGUAAGCACAAUUAUGAGUUGUGCCCCAAUGCUCGUUAACAGCUGCUGUAACUAGUCUGGCCUACAAUAGUGUGAUUCAUGUAGGACUUCUUUCAUCAAUUCAAAACCCCUAGAAAACCUAUACAGAUUAUAUAAGUAGGGAUAAGAUUUCUAACAUUUCUGGGCUCUCAAUGACCCCUGCGGUAGACUGUGGAAAGGGAGUAUUAUUGUAGUAUACAACACUGCUGUUGCCUUAUUAGUUAUAACAUGAUAGGUGCUGAAUUGUGAUUCACAAUUUAAAAACACUGUAAUCCAAACUUUUUUUUUAACUGUAGAUCAUGCAUGUGAUUGUAAAUGUAAAUUUGUACAAUGUUGUUAUAGUAGAGAAACACACAUGCCUUAAAAUUUAAAAAGCAGGGCCCAAAGCUUGUUAGUUUAAAUUAGGGUAUGUUUCAAGUUUGUAUUAAUUUGUAAUAGCUCUGUUUAGAAAAAAAUCAAAGACCAUGAUUUAUGAAACUAAUGUGACAUAUAGUUUCCAAUGACUUGUUGAUGUGAAAUCAGACACGGCACCUUCAGUUUUGUACUAUUGGCUUUGAAUCAAGCAGGCUCAAAUCUAGCGGAACAGUCAGUUUAACUUUUUAACAGAUCUUAUUUUUUUAUUUUGAGUGCCACUAUUAAUGUAAAAGAGGGGGGGCUAUAAAGCAGUCUUGAUGAAACUUAAGUAUAUAUUCUUUGUCCUCGCGAUUUUAGGAAGGGUGGAGGGUGAGUAGGCCAUUUUUAAUUUCUGAAGUGCUAAGUGUUUUUAUACAGCAAACAAAAAGUCAAUUUUGCUUUCCACCAGUGCGAGAGAGGGUGUAUACUUUUCAAGAGAGAUGAUUGCCUAUUUAUCAUUUGACAGAGUCCCGUAGAUGAGCAAUGGGGACUGGUUGCCAGGGUCUAAAUUUGGAUUGAUUUCUGUACUGUUAUCUGUUUUGACACAGAUUUCCUUGUAAAAUGUGCCUAGUUUACCAAAAUUAACAAAGGGGGGUGAGGAAAGGACUUUAAAAAUGUUCAAGGUAAAAUCAAGUAUAGCUACAGCCUAAGAGAAUCGAGAAAUUUGAUAGAGGUAACUUGUUUAAUGUAAAUCUAAUAGUACUUGUAAUUUCUUUCUGCUUAGAAUCUAAAGAUUUGUUUAGAACCUCUUGUUUAAAAAUAAUAGACUGCUUAUCAUAAAAUCACAUCUCACACAUUUGAGGCAGUGGUCAAACAGAUAAAGCCUAUGAUGUGUGUCAUUUUAAAGUAUUGGAAUUUAGCCUCUGAAUACCUUCUCCACUGGGGGAAAGAUAUUCGUGGAACCACUCAUGACAUAUCUUAGAAGGUCAUUGACAAUGUAUAAACUAAUUGUUGGUUUGAUAUUUAUGUAAAUAUCAGUUUACCAUGCUUUAAUUUUGCACAUUCAUACUAUAGGGAGCCUAUUGGUUCUCUGUUAGUCUUGUGGGUUUUCUGUUUGAAAAGGAGUCAUGGCAUCUGUUUACAUUUACCUUACAAACCUAGAAUGUGUAUAUUUAUAAAUGUAUGUCUUCAUUCCUAGGUACUAAUUUGCAGAUGUCUUUACAUAUUUCAAAUACAGAAACUAUAACAUUCAAUAGUGUGCUGUCAAAGUGUGCUUAGCUCACCUGGAUAUACCCACAUUGUUAAAUGUCUAAACAGUAAUCAUUAAAACAUUUUUGAUUACCUGU